Messenger RNA from Megalobrama amblycephala (Wuchang bream), 2127 nucleotides. It is a transcript of the gene cryaba, whose product is annotated as crystallin, alpha B, a. The transcript has 3 exons. The record is from RefSeq and is a predicted model, not a curated record. Gene Ontology annotation, biological process: protein refolding; response to heat. Gene Ontology annotation, molecular function: structural constituent of eye lens; protein folding chaperone. The coding region runs from base 596 to 1108 and encodes 170 amino acids. NCBI's taxonomy places the organism in Eukaryota, Metazoa, Chordata, Actinopteri, Cypriniformes, Xenocyprididae.
UCGUUCAAAAACAUUAAAAAUAGUAAUGUUUCAGAUGUCUCGGAUGGGACGGCAGUGAUGCAGUGAGGGCUCUUUUAUCACAUCUGAUUUACAGCGGAUCACCAAUCUUGCUGAUUCCUGUAGUCCUGUCCAUUUUAGGGCAUAAUAUUAUCUUUCUGCCUGAGUUCUCCUCUGAUAGGAGCCAGGAGGGAGCAGAUAGUAUCCGGCCGUAUCCCGAGGGCACGGGCUGCAGAAUCCCUCCUGGCACAAGAGCUUGCUGGGAUGUGGCCAGUUGACAUGGAGGCUUCACUCAGAACCAUUCUAACUUAGCCAGGCAAAUAUUUUUCCAGGCUUGUGAGCAGAGCGGCAUUAACACUAUUCAGACCCCAGUGUUUGAGACUGUAUGAUCUAAGAGAGAGUGAAGGGUGAUUAAAUAGGUUUUUUGUUUGAAUGAGCCAGAGGGGAAGAGGGCAGAGAGGCAGCAAAAAACACUUUACCUCAUAACUGGAGACAGAUCAGCAGCUGACAUAAGGUUUAUGGAUGGGCCAUAAAUACUGGGCCACAGCAGAACAUGCAGCAGAUCCGCUGUCAACUCCAGCCACUUCGCUGAGAUACAAUGGACAUUUCUAUUCAUCAUCCCUGGUACCGCCGGCCCUGGUUCCCAGGUUUCUUUCCUUCUUCCCAUCGAAUUUAUGACCAGUAUUUUGGAGAGCACCUACCCGACAGCGACCUAUUUUCACCUUUCUACACCAUGUUUUACUAUCGACCUUAUUUCUGGCGCUUUCCAAACUGGUGGGACAGUGGCAUGUCAGAGGUGAGAAUGGACAGAGAUCGCUUUGUAAUCAACCUGGAUGUGAAGAACUUCUCUCCAGACGAACUGACUGUCAAGGUCAAUGAUGAUUUUAUUGAGAUUCAUGGGAAACAUGAUGAACGGCAGGAUGAUCAUGGAAUUGUGGCAAGGCAGUUUUACAGAAAGUAUAAAAUCCCAGCCGGUGUAGAUCCAGAAUCCAUCACCUCCUCUCUGUCCGCUGAUGGCGUUCUGACCAUCUGCACGUCUCGCCACCUGCUGGACAUCCCUGAGCGCAACAUCUCCAUCACCUGUGGAGAGAAGCCACCAGCGCAGAAGUAAACUCAUCAAUAGCUACACCCCUGCCCCUCGUCUCCAAACAAACCACGACUGAGAGAAUCACUUACUGUAUUACAACAGGCAUAAAAUCAUAUGUUUUAAUGCAACACAUAACCAAUGAAAGACAUAUAAGCAGAAACAUAUCUGUCCAUAUAGUGAACAACACAAUAUCAGGCAAAACGCACAGUGGGUCGGUACUUUGGGCCUGUAAACGCAGGUUGUUAUAAGAGUUGGGUUUGGUUUGUUAUAUAUAUGGCCUACAGCUGGAUGUUGUAUGUAAUUAUGUGGUUGACUUGGAUGAUGACUGUAACUUUGGCUUUGAGAGAAAGCAGAAGUGAACUGGGACGUUGUGCAGCACUGGCCUCUGUGUCUGAAUUUAAUAAAUCCCCAGGUCAAAAUACUGAUGAAUGCUGGUAUUAUUUACUCAUCUGUGAUUUCUCAGCAUAUGUUGUGCAUCUGAAUGUAAAGUAUGCUGUGCUUAUUAAUCUGUUUGAUACUGGGGUCUAAACUAUGAUGGACUAAGUUGAAUGUGUUUUGCUGAAUGUUGUUGCACUUAAUGGACAGUAUAAUAAAGAUGAUUUUGUAAAUUUAUAUUAUGAUUAAUCACUGACAGUGUCAGGCUGUAUAGACAUCUGAGCCAGACAAAUGUGCCUUAUUUACUUCAGUGGUGUAACAAGAUGCCAUGGAUCACAUUUGAUUGUCAAAUGUGGUGGAAUUUGGAAAAAAAAAAAAACAUCAUGAGUUUGGAUCACUGAUGCAGGGGUGUAGUUAUUGACAUAAUUCACCUUGUUUAGUCUACUGUCAUUCCCAAUGUGCUUUAUGUUUUAUUUUCCAUACCUCUUAAAGUGAUGUGUUACAACUAACAAGCAACUGUGACUGCUAAUUUCAGCAUUAAAAAAUCUUAAAAAAAAAAAAAAAAAAAAGGUUGUUUUUACUUCUUGAGUGGAACCACAUCGAACUGUAUGCAGUUUGCAUAUUUAUGUACUUUGUGAAGCAUUUUAAAUAAGCUGUUUCUGGGAACC